Aspergillus glaucus CBS 516.65 is the source of this 769-nucleotide messenger RNA. RefSeq names its product DUF3632 domain-containing protein. The record is from RefSeq and is a predicted model, not a curated record. Bases 1 to 702 code for a protein of 233 amino acids. The transcript has 3 exons. Lineage: Eukaryota; Fungi; Ascomycota; Eurotiomycetes; Eurotiales; Aspergillaceae.
AUGGCUGCUGUCACGGACGAUAUCUUUGCCUCACGAUUUGCUGUCCUGCAAUACUUGUUCAGUGACAAUAUAUCUGCACAGAAAGCAGCUAGACAUUUGGCUUCAAUCUCACUAUCAGACAACACGACACUUGAAGGUCUUGGCCGUCUAUGGAGUCUGAUGAUAAAGUGCGUAUACAGAUUUCCCGAUCACCAUGACAAGCUCGUCGAUACUCUAGUCCAGCUCUCGAAACUUCCAGACGCCAAGACAGACAACAAAGAUCCCAUAUUCCUACAUGACAUGCAAUGGAAUGCAUUUGUACCUCCUGGGCUUCCUGAACGUCGACAAAGCGCCAUAUCAGACAUUAUCAACUGGGACACAUUCACCGCACUUUUGAUGGCAACUGAGGAACCUGUAUUCGCAUACUCCUGGUUUGCACUGAUCACCCUCCGCGACGCACUGGAAACACCGCCAAACGAAUUGUCAGAAGAGGAUCCUCUAGAGGCAUUGACCCCCGCAGCAGCAGCUGUGGGUAAUGCUCCAGGGAGAGGAGGCCCGCUCUGGAAAGGAAAUCAUGGCUUUUGUAAGGAGAGGUGGGAGCUUUGGCUGGAGAGAUUUGGGGAGGUGGCUAGAAUGGAGGGCGAGAUUGGAGACAAGGUGAGAAUGAUAGCGAGAGACGCGGUGCAAAUAAUGAGGGAGAUUGGGGAUGGGGACGUGGAGUGAGAGAUUUACCUUCAUGUACUGCCAGCCGUUAUUGAUUGAGUGAUUCGUCUAUUUUGUUCUAAAGGAU